Molecule: messenger RNA, 582 nt
Organism: Rhizophagus irregularis DAOM 181602=DAOM 197198
Lineage: Eukaryota; Fungi; Glomeromycota; Glomeromycetes; Glomerales; Glomeraceae
Source: RefSeq, a predicted model, not a curated record
UGAUAUUGUAAUGAAUAUUAUACACGGUAUAAGGCCAAAAAUUGUGACAGGAACUCCAUUAGAAUAUAAAAAUUUAAUGAAAGAAUGUUGGAAUGCUGAUCCAUUAAAAAGACCUGACGCUUAUGCACUUGAGAAAAGAAUGGAAAGAAUUAAUAUAGAUUAUCAAAAUAUGUCAGAUGAAUUAUUCAAAUCAGAAAUAGAUGAUAUAGAAAUGAAUAAAGUAGGAGAAAAUUAUACGAGUAGCAGAUUAUUUACAAGUAAAAUUUACAACUUUGAAAAUCUACCUGAACCAAGAAAUGCAACAGAAGAAGAACAAGAAGCGUUUCAUAGUAAAUUGUAUGAUUUUAACAUUCCUAACAAUAGUAAAGAUAGUAAUAAAAAAUUAUCUAAAUUAUUUAAAAAGUUGCAAAUAAAUUCAAUUGGUAAGAAUAAUGAUGAAAAAGAAAUAACUCAACAACAAAUAAAAAGACAAAGUAUUAAUGUUGAUGAUUAUGAUGAUGAAGUAUAUAAUAAUCCAAAUUUUCAUUCAAAAGAACAAGAUGAACUGGAAAUUCCUGAUGAUGGAUUUUAAAUUUUUUUUUU